GCUUUUAAGACUCAAUGGGUCAGUGAGUUAGCAGUAGCAUAUAAAAAGGAAGCACAGUGCUAGGAUGAGACUGAAUUCUCCUCACUGAAAACAUCUCUUCUAAUACAGUGACGAUGUCAGAUCUGGAGAACUCCAUGAUGACUAUAAUCCAAGUGUUCCACAAGUAUUCCAAACACCAAUGCACACUAAGGAAGGCAGAUCUGAAGGAACUAAUCAAUAAUGAGUUGAGUUGCUUCAUCAUGAAUAUUCAGGACAAUGAGACAUUGGACCAGCUCUUCCUUGACCUGGACCAAAAUGGCGACCUUAAAAUUGACUUCCAAGAAUUCAUUGCCAUGGUUGCCAUGGUUACAUCAGCAUGUCAUGACCUCACAGGGAAUGACCUUUAGUGGGGAGGGGUUUGUGAGUUUCAGUGAGGGCUUGCAUCAAAGGAAGACUAAUCCCCCCCUCUGAGAUGGCAUUCCAGGAAUUCCAGAAUCUUCUUCCAGGCGUCUUCCUGAGCCGCAGCAUGAGGUGCAGGGUGUCCACCCCACGAAACCAUUACUGGGAGAGAAACAGGUUCACAUGGAUCAGUAUCCCCCACUCUAAGUGUACC
Molecule: messenger RNA, 592 nt
Organism: Conger conger (European conger)
Lineage: Eukaryota; Metazoa; Chordata; Actinopteri; Anguilliformes; Congridae
Product: protein S100-B-like
Exons: 4
Coding region: 114-386 (90 amino acids)
Biological process (GO): positive regulation of canonical NF-kappaB signal transduction; positive regulation of cell population proliferation
Cellular component (GO): cytoplasm; nucleus
Molecular function (GO): calcium ion binding; transition metal ion binding; RAGE receptor binding
Source: RefSeq, a predicted model, not a curated record